UUUACAACACUACAUAUGUUCGGUGGUUCGAAUUUACGUUCAUGCUGCCCCUUUUAAUAUCGCCAUAUGACAUUUCCUCUUCAUCAUUGCCCGAACUUUUAGCAUUGCAGGCCUUGCCAUACGCAUCGCUUCAGUUCUGAUUGUAUAGGCUCUAGAGCCCUGUUAUUCGAAUUGGAAGCCUACAUGUCAGUUGAACCCUUCAUUAUUCCGACCAUGGAGCAGUCUGGGAGAUAUGAUACCGAAAACAAGAAAUCACCAGCCGUUUCAUCCGUCUCGGAACAAAUAGUAUCGCCCGUGCAAACCGAAGAACCAACGCCCUGGACGAAUGAACGGCUGCUGGAAAGCGGACGCAACUCGGAUAAUCCCGAGUAUCUCAUGGGUCAUCCGCACAGUGUCGACCUCAGAGAGGGUGGCGUAGGUGUUGACGUGCACUCCAUCGGUUUAUGGGAUGAAGAAGUCCUUGCACUGGAAAAGCAACUGGCCGAAAAGCUGGAGCGAGCGGAACAGUAUAGGGAAAAUAUGGAGCUCUUGAAAACGAAAAAACUUCGACGGAAACAUUAUAUCGAAACUCUAUCUACGCAGUUUCGUUCACUGCAGGGCAUAAAGGCUUUGAAAGAGCAGGAAGUUAGUGCUGCUCAAAAGCAAGUGGAACUGAAGCGACGGGAGACCGCUCACAUUCGACUGGAGACGAUGCGAACUAAAAACGAGAUCCAACAUCUAGUUCAACGAUUAGAUAACGAUCAGACGAUGAUAGGUCGCUUAAAGAAGGAAAUCGACGACAUGCAAACGGAAAUCGAUCUGGACAGGGAGCUUAUGGGCACGUGCCUAAAUUACGCCGAAAAACACCAGGUGGAGUUCAAUAUGCUGAAGCAGUACUCGCUAGAGGACGAAGGAAAAAUUAAAGAGUGUCGGUACCGCGUAGGCCGAUUAGCUCUGGAAGACGAGGAGACGGCUAAGGAACUAGCCGGCAUCGAGGUGGAUGUGAAGAGUUUGCGACUGGAAGUGUCCAGGCUAAAAGAGAACUGUCAAAGCGUAAUCCAAGAACGGACGGAAAAGACGGAUAACUGGGACCAAAUCAAGAGUAGAAUAGCCGGUGCUGAUGCCGACAUGAAACAACAGCAGGAGGAAAUAGAUGCACUGGAGGCUAAAUGUGCGGCAAAACAAGAGGCUCUGCAACGACAGAAAGACUUUUACGACUCGGAACUACGUAACAACCACGAAACGCAAAAAAAGAUGGAGCUCACGGAGUCCAAUGCCCAAAAAGCGCGAGAAUAUGUUUUUGAGAUGGAACAGAAGAAACAAGAAUUUUUGGAUCAGAUCCAUGUGAUGGAUAACGCUUGCUCCGCAAAACAACGGGAAAUACGUCUGAUUCAGUCUAGUAUUAACGGUCUCCGUAAUCAAACUCGAAGCGUAAAAGAAGACAUAAAGCGGUGGCAGGAUCUAACAGCCGGUGUGGAAAGCCGACGCCGAAACCUCUCGGACCAAAAUCUCACCGACGAGGAGCGUCUGCAAGAGCUGAACAAAGCGUUGGACCAACGCGAGAUGGUAGUCCGGUCAGCCGAACAGAAUCUCGUUCGUCUGCGCGAUCAAAACUUUAAGGACACCCAAAAAAACCUGGAAGCUAAAACACUGCUGGAGGCUAUCAUUUCCAACAUUCAAGGCAGCAAAGUGUACAUGGGCAGUCUGCAGCGUCAAACAAGGCAGAAGAACGGCUUGGCUCGCAACCAAGCCCAGCAGAUGUACGAACUACAGUAUAAGAUAACGCAGCUUAACCGGCGAAUCUCUUUCAUGGAGGGAACAGAUGUCGGGCCACCUGAGAAACCGUUAGGGGAUAUGAGAACGCUGAGUGCCAAGCAGGACAAUCUCCAGAAAGAAAUUGGUCUGAUGCAGAGUCGGAUAAUGAAACAAGACGAAAUGAUCAAAUCACUGAAGAGAAUUGUUGAUCAGGAAGAAACCGAUAAGACAAAAAAGGAGACAGCCUUAGCAGAGGUUAUGCUGUAUCUGCACACUACUCAGCGAACGUUGGAUCGAGCGCAAAGCCGGAAAGUGGAAGGAGCGGCCGAGCUUAGUUCAUCACGAUUAAAGCUUCGGUACAUCGCGGAUAAAGCAGAAGAGAAACUGGACAGGGUGACAAGUAUUUCCAUUCGGCAAGCUGAAUUGGGCGGUCUUUUUAAAGAACGCAUGGCAAUGAUCCAAAUGGAGCGCGAACAGUAUAAAGCCCAGACCAAACGCAUGGACGAACAGCGCACUUGGUUGACCAAAAUGCUACGGGAGAUGGAGAAUCAUCAACGCGGCAUCAAAACUCGAUUUGAACUGCUCACCAUGCCGGUUGCGUUGGAUCAGGAUGAAAAAGACGCCGCUCGAGAUGUCGUACAGAUUCAAGCGGCUCUUUUUGUGAAGGCAGCCAGGGAGCGUCAGGCCGUUAACGACCAGAAAGCACAGCUUAUUCAAGACAUACAGAAAGUCAUGCAGGAUAACUUUCGACUGAGACAGUUUUACGAGAAGUUUGAGAAACAGACCGGACAAAUGAAGACUGAGCUUUCUCAAGUUGCAGAAACCAACGAAAUACAGCAAAAGCACGAUGCUGUUAACAAUGAAAUCGGAUUUUUGCGAGGGAAACUACGAACCCUUGAAAACCAAGCCUACGGAUAUCAGGAAGAAAUCAAUAAUCUUCGUAAUACGAAGGAAAAGAUGCUCCAACUGGGAGAGCAAAUCGAGCACAGCAUGAAGCAGGACCAAGAAGAUACAAAGAAAUUACAGGAGGAAAUUACGGAACAACGUAAACGGUUAGGACGAACUGUCAGCCAAAACGACGCCAUGCACAAAGCUAUCAAGCAGGCUCAACCGGACAACGUGGCUCAGAUAAAAGCUAAUAUUGACAUUAAUGUCCGUACCGAUGUGGAGCGUCUUCUGUUCUCAACUAUAAGUCGAUUCCUAAAUGGAAGACCCGAUAUGAUGGAAUUAGUAGCAGGCUUAUUUCAACAGAUGGCCGUGCAGAUGUCUGAAGAGCUGACAAAACUGCUGCUGAAGAAAGGUUCGGAAUCAACCGUAUCUCCUGGCUUCCGUGCGUCUAUGGUUAGAAUUUGAUGCAUAUAUUUUUAUUUCUGCUACAUAUUUCAUAGAGUAGUAGAGUAUGUCUGUGUUUGGUUGUGGUGCCGCCGGUUCAGUUUUGAAUAAAUCUCGU
Molecule: messenger RNA, 3184 nt
Organism: Paramacrobiotus metropolitanus
Lineage: Eukaryota; Metazoa; Tardigrada; Eutardigrada; Parachela; Macrobiotidae
Product: myosin heavy chain, striated muscle-like
Exons: 13
Coding region: 184-3087 (967 amino acids)
Biological process (GO): cilium-dependent cell motility; cilium movement; inner dynein arm assembly
Cellular component (GO): axoneme
Source: RefSeq, a predicted model, not a curated record